Molecule: messenger RNA, 1304 nt
Organism: Camponotus floridanus (Florida carpenter ant)
Lineage: Eukaryota; Metazoa; Arthropoda; Insecta; Hymenoptera; Formicidae
Product: NADH-ubiquinone oxidoreductase chain 4-like
Exons: 1
Biological process (GO): electron transport coupled proton transport; aerobic respiration; ATP synthesis coupled electron transport
Molecular function (GO): NADH dehydrogenase (ubiquinone) activity; ubiquinone binding
Source: RefSeq, a predicted model, not a curated record
UUUUAAUGAGAUUAAUUUUUUUGUUUAAAUUUAUAUUUAAAGACUUAAUCUGAAUUAGGGUUAGAUUUAUGUGAAAAUUUGAUUUUUAUUCUUUUUAUUUAAUUUUAUUGAGGGUGUGAAUCUUAGGAUUAAUAAUAAUAGUUAUUCAGUUGCAAAGAAAAGUUGGGAUAAAGUUAGUAGUAUUUUUGGCUAUAAGUUUAAUUUUAGUAUUAAGAUUUAGGGUAGGAAAUCUAUUAGUAUUUUAUUUAUUUUUUGAGCUAAGUUUAAUUCCUACAUUUAUUAUAAUUAUUUAUUGGGGAUAUAAUUUUGAGCGAUUAAGAGCUUCAUUUUAUUUGUUAAUAUAUACAAUAUUUAUUUCUUUGCCGUUGUUAGCGUAUAUUAUGAAGUUAUUCAAGGUCAGGCAGACAUUUGAGAUGGAGUUAUUAAAGAUAGAUUAUUUAGGUUUAAGGUUUAUUGAUUAUUUGGUUUUGUUUAUAGCUUUUUUAAUUAAAAUACCGGUGUUCAUAUUUCAUUUAUGGUUGCCUAAGGCUCAUGUUGAGGCUCCGGUGUAUGGGUCAAUAAUUUUAGCUGCAGUUUUGUUAAAAUUAGGGAGAUAUGGAUUAUUGCGAUUUAUUGAGAUUUUUUAUUCAUGGUCUUUUAAGUAUAGGUAUAUUUUUAUAAGUGUAGGAAUUAUUGGGAGAAUUUAUGUUAGAUUAGUUAGGUUAGUUCAGAUUGAUAUAAAAAGGUUAGUAGCUUAUUCUUCGGUUGUUCAUAUAAAUGUUAUAUUAUGUGCUUUAUUCACUUUAAUAAAAUUGGGGUUUGUUAGAUCAUAUAUUUUAAUAAUUUCUCAUGGUUUAUGUUCUUCUGGUUUGUUUUUUAUAGUAAAUUUAUAUUAUGAACGAUCAUUGAGGCGAUUAAUAUUUUUUAAUAAAGGGAUGUUAAAUAUUUACCCUUCUUUGAGAUUAUGGUGAAUAAUUUAUUGUGCUAUAAAUUUUUCUUUCCCCUUGUCUUUAAAUUUUAUUAGGGAGGUCUAUAUAAUUAGUGUUAUUGUGGCUUGAGAUGUUAGACUAAUAAUUUAUUUGAUGGUUAUUUGUUUCUUUAGUAGGGCUUAUUCAUUAUAUUUAUAUUCGUAUGUUCAACAUGGGAUAAUUUAUGUAGAGAAUAAUAAAUUAUAUGUAAUUUAUUUAAAAGAUUUUAUAGUUUUGAUUUUUCAUUUUAUUCCUUUGAUUUUAUUAUUAUUUAAUUUAAUUAUGUUUUAUUAGGAUGUUUAGGGAGUAAAAUUAAAAUUAAAAAUUGGGCCUGUGAUAAUAGGAAGGGCAAUAUAA